Andrographis paniculata is the source of this 1430-nucleotide messenger RNA. Its product is annotated as zinc finger protein SHOOT GRAVITROPISM 5-like. The transcript is spliced from 3 exons. Gene Ontology annotation, cellular component: nucleus. The record is from RefSeq and is a predicted model, not a curated record. NCBI's taxonomy places the organism in Eukaryota, Viridiplantae, Streptophyta, Magnoliopsida, Lamiales, Acanthaceae. Bases 36 to 1202 code for a protein of 388 amino acids. Gene Ontology annotation, molecular function: DNA-binding transcription factor activity.
GACCGGCCGCCGGAGCUCCAAAUUGAUUUUGACUCAUGUUGAACGCCGCCGCCAUUGAUCCUUCUCCCUCAUCGGAGGCGCCGCCGCCGCCGUUCGAGACCAUCGCCGCCGCCGGAAAACGCAAGCGCCGCCCCGCCGGAACUCCUGAUCCAGAUGCGGAAGUGGUGUCGCUGUCGCCUAAAACGCUGCUGGAAUCGGACCGUUACGUGUGCGAGAUCUGCAAUCAGGGAUUCCAGCGGGACCAGAAUUUACAGAUGCACCGGCGGCGGCACAAGGUGCCGUGGAAGCUGCUGAAGAGGGACGCGCCGCCGGCGAGGAAGCGCGUGUUCGUGUGCCCGGAGGCGAGCUGCCUCCACCACGACCCGUGCCACGCGCUGGGGGACCUCGUGGGGAUAAAGAAGCACUUCCGGCGGAAACACAGCAACCGGCGGCAGUGGGUCUGCGGGAAGUGUUCCAAAGGAUACGCCGUGCAGUCCGACUACAAGGCGCACCUCAAGACGUGCGGCACACGCGGCCACUCCUGCGACUGUGGACGCGUCUUCUCCAGAGUGGAAAGUUUCAUAGAGCAUCAGGACGCUUGCGACAUGGGUCGGCUCCGAUCGGAGUGCCGCCGGCCCCAGGCGGCUGCGCCGCCGCCGCUAGCCGCGUCGAGUACAAGUCAGUCCAGCGACACUAAUCUCAGCGUCGUCGCGCCGUGGAUCACCAGCUCGGCUCGCGCUCCUUGGGCGCCAAAGCUAAUCGGCGCCGCCGCCGAGAACGGCGGCGGCGGCGGCGGAAGAAAUGGUUGUAGUAAUACUAUUUCGGAGCCGCCAGAUCUCGAGCUGCAGCUUCUGACCAAAGCCACAAGUGGCGGCGGCGGCGUGGAGUCGACGACGCAGCUGCAGCUAUCGAUCGGCUCGUCGGAAGCCGGCGAGAAUGUGAACGCGGUGAGCAGCAGCGGCGGCGGCGAUGCGGCGGAGCAGGUGAGGGUGGCGGUGGCGGAGAAGGCGCAUGCGGAGGAGUCACGGCAGCGGGCGCGGUGGCAGAUAGAGGUGGCGGAGAGGGAAUUUGCUCAUGCGAAGAGAAUCCGGCGGGAGGCGCAGGCGGAGCUGCAGAAGGCGGAGGUGAUGAAGGAGCAGGCGGCGCGUCAAAUGAACGCGACCGUACUACAACUCACCUGCCAUUCUUGCAAGCACAAGCUCCGGGACUUGCUACAAAUUUGAUAAUUUUAUUUUUAUUUUCUUAUGAUUUCUUUAUUUGAUUUUCCAUUGUUGGUUUCAACUAUGAUAAUAAAAAAAGUUCUUUUUGUUAAAAAAAAUAAAUUAUAACAAUGGGAGUUAAUAGUUGAUUUUAUUAUAAAUUUGUAUUAUUUGACUAUAUGAUAUACUCCCUCCGUCCACUCAUAAAAUAUACAAUUACUUUUGACGCGGUAGGUAGUUAAAAGCAGUGUA